UCGUUACAAACGUGAUUAUAAGUUCCGUAAGAUGUGUGUUUUUACAGCGUGUGAGUAGGCAAGGUGGAGGGUUAUGUUCUGCCUUCAGGGGGCUCAUUUGUGAAAUCCCGGAUGACUAUAUUGCUAAGACAAAGGUAUGGUAGGAUUGUUAAGCUCGACGGAGGCCUAUUGUUAGCCGGGUCGCACUUUUCUGGAGAAUACCAAUCCGCCGGAAGGAAAGUGGAAUUUGUUCUACAAUUCAACAAUUGCACUCACACUUGUGUGUUCUCAGUGUGGAUAGGAUUCAGAGGCGGAUCUUUUUCUUUUCAGACUCGACAAGAGACAGAUAUAGCUCAGUUCUCUUCAAGUCAAGAAGUUACAUUAGGAUGGUACACAAGAAGUUUCUUGGACAUAGCGUAGCCUCAAACCUAAAUUUGUUGUGACAGCUUGACCACUGGCGCUGCUUGAUCUAAGAAAAAUAGCCUUUGGUUCUUUGGCGUACAAUACAUUGUCAUCAUAAAUACAGAUUAUAAAGGACUUGUCCAAGCCUAGAUUUAUAAAUAUGAACCUUUACGGAUGUAUCCCAGUGUCCUAUUUCCCGUCUCAUUCGACCUUGACCUACUGGGCACAAGCUGCGUCUUUAGCUGGUCUGCCGACCUCUGACCCAGCGAUCACUUCCGCCAGCUUGGCCCUGAGUCUAAAGAAGUCGCAGUUUUCACAGUUCACCAUCAACGACGCUAUCCAGAAAAGUCGGAGCGCGGCGUCCUUGAGGACCUCCAGCGAAGACGCCCCUUCCUCGUUCCGGGUGACGACGAGGAUAGCCACGCCAACCAGCGAGUCCGGCCUGAAUUUGUCCCACCUCCACCAUCAUGGUCACCACCACCAGGGCCACAUGCAGCUUCCGACCAGACUUCAGCAGCAUCGGCAGCAGCAGGGCCACCACCACCAUCACCACCUUCAGCACCGCCCCUUUUCCGCCACACCACCGCCGGUGGGGAGCGGAAUAGCGCCCUUGCAAGCACUUUGCGAUUCGGAUGUCUCCGCCUUCACGGCCAAGACUUCGUCAUCUUCCGCCACGUCUGCUUCCGGCAAUGACAGCAAAGAUAAUCUCAAGUUCGGAAUGAGUCGGAUUCUCUCGGACGACUUCGGAAAAGUAAAAUCGGAGAAAGAAAACAAUUUCCAGUUGAGCAAUGUGCCAGAGUCGUGCCGGUCGCUUCCUCUGUGUCCAUGCAACUCAGCCUCAUGUCCAGCUUACACCAGGCUCCAGUCGCCCUACUCUGCAGGCUCGCUGCCCACACUGUCUGCCGUGCACGCCCUGCAGCCCCCCAACUACCCACUCAGUAGUUCGGCGGACGCUUUACCAGGUCCUUACUCCAUCUUGAGUACAGACGGCGCAUCCGGCAACCAGCCGAAACGGAAGAGGUCCUGGUCACGUGCCGUGUUCUCCAAUCUCCAACGCAAAGGUUUAGAAAAGAGAUUCGAAGUGCAGAAGUACGUCACCAAGCCAGACAGACGACAGCUGGCGGCCAUGUUGGGCCUAACCGAUGCGCAGGUGAAAGUUUGGUUCCAGAAUCGUCGCAUGAAAUGGAGGCACGCUCAGCAGCAAGGGGAGAAGGAUAAACAAAUUACGCCACAGGAAGACUUCUCCAAGCCUGACGGGAAGUACAAAGAAUCAGGGAAACACGUGACCAAAAGAGAGGUCGUGUCGCCAAAAGAGAACAUCGCUUUCAUCAAGCCGGAUGUGGACGAGGCAGACCUGCGAGCUAGACUCGUGGACACGCCUCCCCACCACGACUCGGGCGUCUGCUUGAUGUCUCCGUCUCACGAUGUUGACGUCUGCUCCGGGCAGUUUGUCGCUUCGUCCGAGCUCUUGGCAGACGACUAUCGCCUGCACAGGAUGGCGGAGCUGGAGCGGUACCGGGAGCCGCACAGCGAGACACACAUCUCACCACCCCAGCGACGAAGCAGACUCAGCCUAAGCUCUCUGGACGAUUCCUCCUGCCACGACUUGUCCCGCGACGAUCGCAAGGAGUGUGGCGAAGACAGCCAUUCAGAAAUGGACAGCGAAGACUCUUGCAGUGAAGCCACCAGUCAGACCGGAAGCUAUUUCUACCAAAAGCAAGAGGAGGAGGAUUCUGGGAACUUUCACGAUGACGUCAGCGUCAGGGAAAUUGAUGUAGACAAUUGAUGUAGACAAUUGAUUUGAUGGUAUUGUCCACGUGACUUUGCCUGAAAUAAAUGUGUUUAUUUAUGUAAAAAACUUAAAAUGAACAUUUUAUUAAAGUAUGAUUACAGUCCAACCCAAUAUUUAUUCGCACUACUAAUUUAUGCGAAUAAUUUCACAAACUUUGUGUCUUCAGCCUUCUAAAGGCAUUCUUUGACAUAUUUUAAUAAUAAUAUAAUAAGUAACAAGAGUAAUAAUUUAUUAUCUGUUUUGUAAUCUUAAUGUACUGAAUAAAAAAAUUUAUUAAACUUCUUCGUUCUCAUUUUUCAUGUCGGAAGGUUCAGACGGAGUAAUCCUAUAUCUGAGAUGAACCGCGCAGUAAUUUCCAGAUCAACCAGUUCUCUAUAAAGAGUUUUUCUUCUACGGAAUGUUUCGGCGCCAGUGUCUUGUUUAAAACUCCUAUAUCUGAGAUGAAUUGCGCAGUAAUUUCCAGAUCAACCAGUUCUCUGUAUAGUUUUUCUCCUACAGGAAUGUUUCGGGGCCAGUGUCUUGUUUAGAAUUCUCGAUAGAGUUAGGGAACCACUGAACUGGUUUGAAGACCGGAAUUUUUUAAUUUCGGGAUCUUUGGGCGCCUCUGGGUUAACCCAGCUCUAAUGGGUACCUGACGUUAGUUAGGGAAAAGUAAAGGCGAUUAGUCGUUGUGCUGGCUACAUGACACCCUCGUUACCCGUAGGCCACAGAAACAGACGACCUUAACAUCAUCUGCCCUGUAGACCGGAAGGUUCUGAAAGGGGGAACUUUUAUAAACGGUCCAUUUCAUCGACAAUAUUAUGGAAACUUCAUAUGAGGGUAUCGCGUCGUAUGUAAACAUAAAAUUCAAGUAUAAAUAGUAGGCCUAGAAUCCAAAAGGGAACAGAGUAUUAUACGUAGUAGUCUCCCAUUAUUGAUAGAAAAUCGCUGAUCCUUCGCUUCACGUCUGCAAGACUGUACAAAAAAAAAAGUUCGGAUAUUUUGACAUCCGGAUAAAGGACGCUGUACUGCGAUAUGCGAUAUAUUUAAAGUUAACAGUAAGCCUUUUAAUAGACUUAUAGAUCUAUGACUGGAUUUAAAAUAUUUAAAACUUGGAACGGUUCUGUCAAAGUUCUGUAACUACUUUCACUUUUUUUUUGGUUUCUUUUCCUAAGUCUAACUUUUGUUUAUUUAGUUAAACAUGGUGAUUUGAUUUUGUCAACAAAACUUCUGUCUCCAUGGAGAACCAAAAACAACAUAAUUUUUUUUUAAACCUUUUGUAUGUAUUUAAGCUUAUGAUCUUUUUUUUUUUUUUUGUUUUUUGUUUUUUGUCUGUCAAUAGUGUACGUCAGUGUACGAUUUAGUUUCAGAAAACAAAAGUUGUUUAAAAAACAAAUAUAUUUUUGUAAAUAAUAAAACACAAAUUUUGUCCAACUUUGUACGAAACAAUUAUCUGAGAAAAUUAAAAAUUUUUGAUCAAUGGC
Biomphalaria glabrata is the source of this 3636-nucleotide messenger RNA. RefSeq names its product H2.0-like homeobox protein. Gene Ontology annotation, biological process: regulation of DNA-templated transcription. Gene Ontology annotation, molecular function: sequence-specific DNA binding; DNA-binding transcription factor activity, RNA polymerase II-specific. The transcript has 5 exons. Lineage: Eukaryota; Metazoa; Mollusca; Gastropoda; Planorbidae. The record is from RefSeq and is a predicted model, not a curated record. The coding region runs from base 542 to 2167 and encodes 541 amino acids.